Messenger RNA from Solenopsis invicta (red fire ant), 1466 nucleotides. RefSeq names its product farnesyl pyrophosphate synthase-like. NCBI's taxonomy places the organism in Eukaryota, Metazoa, Arthropoda, Insecta, Hymenoptera, Formicidae. Gene Ontology annotation, molecular function: (2E,6E)-farnesyl diphosphate synthase activity; dimethylallyltranstransferase activity. The record is from RefSeq and is a predicted model, not a curated record. Gene Ontology annotation, cellular component: cytoplasm. Bases 702 to 1193 code for a protein of 163 amino acids. The transcript has 2 exons. Gene Ontology annotation, biological process: trans, trans-farnesyl diphosphate biosynthetic process.
UAGUAACCCAUUUUAUAAAAAGCGAUAUCGUGGCGGUCGCUUUGCGCGACUAGGGCCGCGUAAUUCAGAAAUCCAUCCUCGAUCUUUAUAUACUGGAGGAUCGCUUCCGUGAGGAAAAUUGGGGAGCUGUCCCAUGCGGGCUUGCCCACUUUCAACCGAUCGGUGGAAAAGCGAGAUGGCCCCAAAGGUCCCGCGAACUCGCUCGGCUGCUAUUGGAGAAGCGAGAGGGAUGGAUGAGAAUCCUCCGCCCUGUAAGGAAGGAUGCAGCGACCAUCGCACUGGAGUUAAAAUGCGGGAGUGAGGAAGAGAUUAAUAACCCGCGAGAAUUACUGAUCCGCAUAGGAUGCGCUGAGUGGACUGAAGAACUCAUAAACUCCGCACUACCCAGCAUAACACACGAAAUUUGUUAAAAAUAAUUAUAAGUUCAAAUAAUAAUUAGCCAAAAUAAUUGCGAGUUCAAAUAAUAAUAAUUUGUUAGGAACAAUUAUAAGUUCAGACAACCAUAAGUUAAGAUCUAUAGAUUUAAUGGCAAUCAAUGAUGCUUUAUUGUUACAGAGCAAUGUGUAUUAUUUAAUAGAAAAACAUUUUAAAGGGAAAGAAUGUUACAUUAAUUUAGUAGAAACAUUUCUACAGGUAUGUAUAUAUAUCUGUAUAAUAUUUGUGUGUAAUGUCGGUUUAAAUUUUUCUUUGAAAAAUUUUUUAUGAAAACAUAUUUGCAGGCUACAUUUGAUAAACAAAUAGGGCAGUUUUUGGAUACGUCCUCGACUUCAAAGAAAUUUAAUCUGGAUCGAUUUACAAUGAAUCGAUAUAAUUCCAUCGCUUACUCCAAAUCAUCAGAAAUAGCAUUUUUAAUGCCAGUAUUUUUAGCAAUGCAUUAUGCUGGAAUCGAAAAAGUUCAAGAGAUGUUCAAGCAAUCAGAAACUAUCUUGUUAGAGUUGGGACAGUGUUAUCAAAUUCAAGACGAUUGCUUAGGUUGCUUUUUCGAUUUGCGCAAAGAUAAUACUGAUAUAGAAGAAGGAAAAUGUAUGUGGUUAAUUGUUAAAGCUCUUGAACUCGUAACUCCGGAACAGCGUAAAACUUUAGAAGUAAAUAUCGUUGGUUACAUGUGUUUUCCUAAACGUUGUUGCAUUAAUCAAUUUUCUUAUUUUUUUCUUUGUUUUUCAGGAAUGUUACGGAAAAAACAAAACACGUAAAACAGCUCUACAUUGAUUUGGAUUUGCAGAAUGCUUAUUUUAAACACGAAAAAUAAACAUAUCAUGCAAUAACUGCACUGAUAGAGAAAAUAUCAUACAAAAAUCUACAACAUUUUUUCAUGGGUUUAUUAGAGAAGCUUUAUGGCAGACGAAUCUGUUUUGGAUAAACAUAUCUUAAAUACUACUAUUUUAAGCAAGUAUUUCUUUUAAGCAUGUUUAACCUAAAUUUUGAGCAAUGUAAAAAAUUAAUAAAUUCUAUGUUUCCUACUGUUA